GGUGCGGAGCACACGCAGCGCAGAGAUGCUCUUCAAGGGCAACAGCUCCCGCCUGGAGCUGCUCAUCGAGAAGAUACAGGCCAACAAGGAGACCGACAGCCACGCCGCCGCCGCAGAAGCCGAAUUCAAAGACGCGCUGGGCACCGAGGCGGGCUCGUCGUGGAGGUCGGAGACGCCACCCGACGCGUCGCCGUCGGCCAGCUCGUGCGCGACGCCCAACUCGGCCAGCGACCUGCCCGACACCGAGCUGGCCUUCACCGUCGGCGUCACCGAGGGCACGCCCUACGCCUGCCAGUUCUGCGACAAGGCCUUCCCCAGGCUCUCCUACCUCAAGAAGCACGAACAGACGCACAGCGACCAGAUGCCGUUCCGGUGCGAGUUCUGCAGCCGGCUGUUCAAGCAUAAGCGCAGCCGCGACCGCCAUAUUAAGCUGCACACCGGCGACAAGAAGUACCGCUGCACCCACUGCGAGGCCGCCUUCUCACGCAGCGACCACCUGAAGAUCCACAUGAAGACGCACGACAACCAGAAGCCGUUCCAGUGCACGGUGUGCAACCGCGGCUACAACACGGCGGCGGCGCUGACGUCGCACAUGCAGAACCACAAGAAGGAGGGCAGCGCCUCUGCGGGCAGCGGCAGCGGUAGCGGCAGUGGCAGCGGAAGCGGCAGCGGGCCCAACACGCCCAGCCCCGGGCUGUCGGCCGCCUCGGGCUUUCGCUGCCUCUCCUGCGGGGACUCCUUCCGCAGGCCCGACGAGCUGCAGAACCACGUGGCGACGCAGCACGGCUCGAUGCUGCUGCUGAGCCCCACGUUCCACCCUGCGCCAAAGCUGGCCUGCAUCUACUGCACCAAGGACAGCUUCACCAGCAUGGAGGCGCUGCAGCUCCACGUCCACGCCAUGCACGGCUCGAUCCUGAACGGCGAGUACUCCUCGCAGCAGCAACAGCGCCAGAGCAGGCAGGCAAGUCCGGCGGCGGCGUGCACCCCGCCCCCCGGAGCGCCGACGCACCCCAGCCCGCAGCCGCCGCAGCAGGUGGACGGCCGCCAGUCGCAGCCGCCCCAGCAGCAGCAGCAGCAGCAGCAGGUGCCGUGCGAGCUGUGCACGAUGCGCUUCGCGUCGGUGGCGGCGCUGCGGCAGCACGCGGCCGCCGUGCACGGGCUGCAGUGCGGGCCGUGCCAGCUGGCGUUCCCCAGCGCGGCGCUGUUCGCCGAGCACUACCUGCUGGCGCACGAGCAGCUGCGGCCCACCGACCUCAGCAAGAAGUCGCACCAGCCGCAGCCGCAGCCGCUGUCGCAGCACCAGCCGCCGCCACCGGCGCCGUCGCUGCUGCACCACCAGCACCAGCACGACGUGCGGCCACCCGCCAAGAGGCAGCGCAGCGACUCUUCUGCCGUCUACGAGCACCCGGGCACGCUGCUGUGCAGCCAGUGCUCGGCGGCGCUGCCCGACUUCGAGUCGUUCCGCGAGCACGUGGUGGCGCACCACCUGGAACCGGCCGCCGCCGCCUCCGCCGCCCCCGGCGCGCCGCCCGCGCUGCCGCUGGCGGCCCGCUGCGCGCACUGCGGCGCCGCCUGCCCCGGCGAGGAAGCGCUGGCCGCGCACGUCGCCUCACACUUCCUGGCCACCGCCACGGAGUUCGGCUGCUCCUCCUGCCUCAAGCUGUUCGCCAAGCCCGACGAGCUGCAGAAGCACCUCAUGGACAUCCACGCGCACCACCUCUACCGCUGCUCCCUCUGCAAGGACAUGUUCGACUCCAAAGUUGCCAUCCAGGUGCACUUCGCGGUGAAGCACAGCAACGAGUGCAAGCUGUUCCGGUGCACGGGCUGCCCGGCGGCGGUGUUCCGGUCGGAGGCGGACUUCGGGCUGCACGUGCGCGCCACGCACGCGGCGCCCGCCCCCGGCUCCGCCCCCGGCGCCGGCGCCGCCCCCGGGAAGGCGCAGCAGGCCGCGCACCGCUGCCUCUUUUGCCGCCUCAGCUUCAGCUCGGAGCUCGAGAUGCAGUUCCACAUGGCGGCGCACUCCAAGCAGUUCCACUGCCCCGUCUGCAGGGAGGCCUUCCACGUCGAGUUCCUGCUCGACAAGCAUAUGCAGACGCACCACUCCACCCACCAGGUGGUGAACGGAAGCGCGCCUGCGACGCCGGAGCCUUUACAGCACGGCCCCAUAGCGCGCCAGCUGGCUCAGAAGUCUUCACCCAAGGCGAAGGGCGGGGGCGGCGGCGGCCGCAGCAGCACGGACAGCAGCGGCGCGGGUAGCCGCCUGGAGGAGGACGCCGCCUCCACGGACUCGCACCAGCACCUCGGCAGCGGCCGCAAGGGCGGCGGCUCCGGGGGCGGCGUGCGCGCGACCAAGGCCGGCGCUGCCGGGGGCGGCGGCGGCGGCGCGGUCAGCCUGCAGUGCGCCUACUGCAGCGAGACGUGCAAGUCGCGCACCGAGCUCGAGAACCACACCAAGACGCACGCGGGGGCGGCAGCCGGCGGCGUGGGCGGCGGAGGCGGCGGCGCGGGGGCGGCCGGUCCCGGCGCGACCGGCAAGCACAAGUGCAACAUCUGCGACGAGCUGUGCCCGUCGGCGGCGGUGCUGGCCGAGCACAAGCUGACGCACUGCAAGGUGGCGGCGGGCGCGCCGGCGUGCACGGCGUGCAAGGCGCCGCUGCAGCGCGAGGACGACCUGCGCGCGCACCUCGCCAGCCACGCGGGCGACAAGCUGCCCGCGCCCUGCCCCGUCUGUCGACAGACGCUCGUCUCCGACAUAGAGGUGCGGGUGCACGCCAAGUUCCACGUGCAGCAGGGCCAGCAGCAGCAGCAGCGCGGCAACGUGCCGUGCUGCCUGUGCCUCAAGCCGGGCUCGGCGCCGGCCGACGCCGAGCCCCCCGUCUGCGCCGACUGCCUGGGCAAAGCAGCGACGCGCUGCCAGGAGUGCCACCUCAAGUGCGAGUCGGCGCAGGCGCUCGAGGCGCAUGUCGCCGCCGCCCACCGCAAGGCCUACCAGUGCAUCAAGUGCCAGGUGAGCUUCGACAGCGAGGCAGCGGUGCAGCGGCACGUGGCGACGCACCUGCUGGAGGCGGGGGCCGGCGGAGGCGGCGGCGGCGGUGGCGGCGCGGGGUCGCGGCUGGAGUGCCACGUAUGCCGGCGCGCGCUGGCGUCCCCGCUGCAGCUGCAGACGCACCUGAUCGAGCACACGUUCGCGGGCUGCGGCAGCUUCACGUGCUACCUGUGCAGCGCCGUCUUCACGGCGGCCGCCGGCCUGCAGCAGCACAUGCUGGCGGCGCACGGCCCCCAGGCCAGGCCCUACGACUGCGCCCGCUGCGGCCUGCGCUUCUUCUUCCGCGCCGAGCUCGACAACCACACCUACAGCCACCACAACGAGCGCGAAGACGAAAAGGUAUUCUAUCAACAUAGCGGGAGUAACGGCACAUAUGAGCUGGAUCCCUGCUACAAACCCCAGCAGCAGCCGGUAGAAACCGCCCACACAGCGACUCCUGGUCGGCGUACUCGGUCAGCCAGGGGCAGCAAGUCCGUGUCGCCGCGUGCCAGCACUGAGAACAACGGCGCCGUCUGCUGUACGGACAGCAGCGGAGCCUCUCCGUCGCCGCAGCAGCAGCAGCUGCCGCAGGUGUGCGUGAAGCAGGAACCUGCGACUGAGCCACAGCAUCCGACGGAGGAGCACGAGGAGCCGAGCUGUGAACAGCAGCUGCCGGCAGAUGUCAGCACUGGCAACCCCUCACAGGACUCUCUGCAAGAGGACAAAGAACAGCAGCAGAUCUGCGAAAGGCCAGAGGCGCCAACGGAGUAACCGAAAUGUAAAGCCUCUGCUGCACUGUGGUAAAGGUGGCGUGCAACAAUUUACGUCCUCAAAUUUUGUUCAUUAUACAUUUCUGUAUAUAUAAGCACAUAUUCACGUCCUUUGGUAGGCCUGCCAAAUUUGGCAUACCUUGCCAAUUUGCCGCUGGCUGGCAACGUUUUGGUGGAGAUUUCUUUCAGUUCGGACUCCCAUUUAGUAAUAUUGAAAUGUUUGGUACAAAUUAUUAAGCUGUACAGACUACAUAGCGUUCGUGUUGAAUGGUAAUUGUAGUCUUUAUUUACCCUUGCAAUGCAGGAGAAAGACAGCCCCUGUGAUCUUGCAGUUAAGGGAUAAAUAGUGAUGCUAUAAUGUGUCAGUUUUUUGCAGUGGUCAGAACCCCACUACUGAUCUGAAUUUGUCUUAUGAGCGCUGUUUUCAUUCAUUUCUAGUAAGAGAUCGAAGACAGUGGACAAUGUAGUGUAUUCUCUGAGGAUUUCAGGGUCAGAAACACUGUGGAAGAAAAGUGUUUGCGACAGUGGUCGCUAUUGAAGUACGUCCAUUUAUCUCUCAGGAGCCUUAAGUCUUUUUCAGAAGAAAAAUUAUAAUUUUUGUUGUUGAUUAGUCAGCAGAAAGAUAUACUAGAAGACCAAAAUUUGUGUCUCUAAUAUUUUGUUUUUCUUACUAUUCUUGGUCUUUCCCCUAAAAAUUGUCUUUAUUUCAUGACAGGAGUACAAUCUUCAAACAUUACAUUCCAGAUUUCGCUCAUGUGCUGUAUUAUAUUUAUGAAUCAAAUCGAUAUGUUAAUGUCCAUGAUGCUGACUGACGUGGAUGUUUGUGAUACUCACUAACAACAGAAUGUCAUUUCUAACUAAAGUUAAUUGUGUUACUUGAUCUAUUGUAAUGUAUCUUAUUUCCUGAAGUAUAUUGUAGUGUUUCAUUGUAAUUAACUUUUACAACAACAUGUAAUACAUCAUAACUGUUGACUGAGCAAUGGUAGCUAAUUCAGUCAGAAAUGCCUAGUUAAAUUUUUGAUGUUAUAUUUACAAUAUGCAAAAAUUCAGUGUACUUUCUCACAGACAGUUGUUCAGUACCAUGAAAUGACACUUCAUUAAGUUUCUUACAUUAUAUUACUUUUACAAUGUAAUAUUUAGCUGUACAAAACCGUUUAUUCCAUAGCACAUGUAUUAAACUUUUGUAUAUAUAGUGAACACAUCUUUUGUAAACAGUCAUUGUUGAAUGGUGAUUGGUGAUUGAUGUAGGGACCAAAUUGAUUUCAAAGGUUUACUCUUUUGUUGUGGUUGCUUAUGUCAGAGCUUCAUCAGACAUGCAGAUCACAAAUGUUUCCCAGGCAUUUUCGUAUGCAGUAAUAUUCAUGGAGGCAAUUAUAAUUGUUAACACAGAAAUGUUGAUUUAUUUAUAAGUUGUAGAUAAACAUAUUUCAUUGAUAACUACUUUUGUUGAUAAUGUUUUUAUGUUAGUAAGAUUUGGUGAGUCGAUUA
Molecule: messenger RNA, 5283 nt
Organism: Schistocerca serialis cubense
Lineage: Eukaryota; Metazoa; Arthropoda; Insecta; Orthoptera; Acrididae
Gene: L
Product: zinc finger protein 423 homolog
Exons: 13
Coding region: 26-3796 (1256 amino acids)
Biological process (GO): regulation of transcription by RNA polymerase II
Cellular component (GO): nucleus
Molecular function (GO): RNA polymerase II transcription regulatory region sequence-specific DNA binding; DNA-binding transcription factor activity, RNA polymerase II-specific
Source: RefSeq, a predicted model, not a curated record